AUGGCUCCGCGCCGCGGUGCGAUCGAAUCCCCUGAACCGGAAGAACCCUCUACCAGCUUAGUAUUCAACGAAGCUUUAUCAUGGCGCGCAGGAAAGCCCAUUGCGACCGAAACUCUCUUGAAGAGGCUUAAGAAGCUUGCGAGUGAGCUGCGGGAUAUGGAUCAGGAGGAAAUAGAUAAAUCAUCAUUGACAGUAGUGGCUAAAGAGCUCGCGGCGCAAAAUUUAUUGAAUCAUAAGGACAACGGAGUCAAGGCAUGGACAGCUUGUUGUUUAGUGGAUAUAUUGAAGCUUUGCGCUCCUGACGCACCAUAUACUAGUUCGCAGGUUAAGAACAUCUUCACCUUCUUCGUUGGUAUCAUUUUACCAGCCCUUGCCAAUCCUAGCCACCCAUACAACACCGAACACAAAUAUGUUUUGUCAUCUCUCUCAGAAGUUAAGAGUAUCGUUUUGAUGACAGAUCUUCCUAAUGCCGAAGAUCUUAUGCUCCAUCUUUUCAGCACCUUCUUCGAUAUAUGUUCCGGUUCUUUGAAGUCUUCUACAGACGAGCAAAUAAGCAAAGAUGUCGAAUAUAACAUGUCGCAAUGUUUGGUUACUUUGGUCGACGAAGCGCCAGUCGUGGGAGCACCAGUUAUCGAUAUUAUUGUUGCGCAAUUUCUACGAGCUGCUACACCUGGUGGAGGUAAGGGCAAGCAUGGUGCAAAGGCCGACGACAAGCAAUCUACACUGCUAUUGAAAGACCUCCCAGAAGCAUACAAUAUGGCAAAGACUAUCUGUAAUGAUUGCUCUGAUAAGAUGUCUCGUUACGUCAGUCAGUAUUUCAACGACGUUAUGAUGGAAGUUUCUACAAGUGGAGGCAAAUCGAACGGACAUCGAAAGGACGAUGCGGACUCAGAUGGAGAUGAUGCCCCAACAGGACCAUCAGAUCAGGAUUUGAAAGAACUCGAAAAGGCCCACAGACUUCUAAGAGAACUAUGGCGCGCAUCGCCUUCUGUUUUACAAAAUGUUAUUCCCCAAGUAGAGGCAGAAUUGUCAGCAGAGAAUAUACAAUUGCGCUUGUUGGCUACCGAGACUUUGGGAGAUAUCAUAUCUGGUAUUGGUGCUGCGGGACCACCGCCUCUUCCUAAUAUGGAUCCAGCUGCGUAUCCUCCCGUGCGACUUGAUGACUAUCCAGUAACGCCUAUCACAAGUAUUCUCGUCAAACCCAGUUCACCACAAUCCUUUUCUCAAACACAUCCAUCAGUUUGGCAUAGCUUCAUCGGACGAAAGAAUGACAAAUCACCAGUCAUUCGUUCAGCCUGGACCACAGCUAUUGGGCGAAUCUUGGUGACUGAGGCUGGAGGUAUUGGAUUGAACCGAGAAGACGAAGUUGCAUUGGUCAAGUCAUUAGCGGAGAAAUUAAAUGAUCCAGAUGAGAAGGUCAGAAUUGCUGCUGUGAAAGCUGUUGCAAGCUUCAAUUUGGUGGAUAUCAUGGAAAAACUUGUACCUAAUGGCCCGGUAGUCAAGUCCGGCUCUGUUCUUAGUAAUCUGGCAGAUCGAGCGAGAGACCGUAAACCUGCCGUUCGAGCAGAGGCCAUGACAACACUUGGUACGAUAUGGGGUGUAGCAACUGGUGAGAUUGCGGCAGGAAACGAGAGUGUGAUCGCGUCAUUGGGUGCUAUUCCUUCGAGAAUCUUCGAAGGUUUCUUUGCCAAUGAUUUAGAACUUAACGUUGUCUUGGAUCAUGUGAUGUUCGAACAGCUCUUACCUUUGACUUAUCCACCUUCCAAGGCCAAAAUUUCAAAGAAUAACGCUUCUCAAUCACAAUUAUCUUCCGAUGAACCAUUCGAUGCAGAUAAAAUUCGAGCAGAACGUAUUUUGCUGUUAGUUCGAUCCCUCGAUCCCAAGCCCAAGAAAGCUUUCUUCGCUAUACAGGCCCGAACAAAAUCAUACUCUGAUGUACUCGCUGCUUAUAUUAAGAAAUGCGAAGAUUUCAACGGCGGAGUGACCGAAGGUGAUGCCGCAGAUGUUAAACAGAAACUUGGCGCAGUUAUUGAGUAUCUUCUUCAAUUCCUUCCAGAUCCUUUACGUACUAGUCAAGAUUUACAUAAGUAUGCGAAGCUCCAUGAUCGAAGAACUUAUCAACUUUUACGGUACACGAUGGAUCCUAAGAGCGAUUUCAAAACUGUUCACAAUGCGAUCAAAGAAUUUUCUAAGCGGAUUGAAGCAGCACCCAAUGCUCCAGCUGGCCUUCUCGACACUCUAACGCCUAUUAUUUACCGUUCUGCCUUUUUGGUAUACAAUCGGAGUCACUUGCCUGCCAUUCUCCAGUAUUCCAGAACGGAUGAUAAAGGAUUGGGUGCUACUGCUCAGGAGGUCAUGAACGAAAUUUCCGAAAAGAAUCCACAGGUCUUGACUGCGAAUAUCAAGGAGUUAUGCAAGACUUUGGAAGAUGAGGCACCAACAGAGACUAAAGAAAAUGAUCCAGGUACUGUGGCAACUUUGAAAGCAUGUGCAGUAUUUGCCAAAAGCAAAACCGAAUCGAAAUCACUUCCCAAAGAUCGCAAGUUUGCUCAAACAUUAGUCAGUUAUGCAUCAUUCGGAACAGCACCUCGAGCUGCAAAAUAUGCGAUCACUCUUUUGAUGGCUGCCACUGAUCGAAAAGAAAUGCAUGCGAAGGAUCUUUUGGAGAAGUCAACAAAGGAGUGGAAGUAUGGGGAAGGCCAUUUUUUGACCAAGCUAGCAGCUAUUAGUCAAUUGCAACUAUUGUCGCCUAAAAUUGCGGAUGAUUUUAGUGAUGAGAUUCUUGAAAUUACCACCCAAGAGCUUCUCCUGCAAGUUCGAACUCCAGCCAAAGAUACCGAUCCCAAAUGGCAGAAUGAUGAUGAGCUAGACGAAGAAUGCCAAGCCAAAUGUUGGGCCUUGAAGAUCCUAGUUAAUAGGUUGCGUACAGUUGAAGAAACAGAAGUCAAAACUGUUGCACAACCAGUCUUCAAGGUUCUCAACAAAUUGAUUGUGGACAAUGGAGAGCUUUCGAAGCAGCAGGACACCCCCAGACAUCAUAAAUCUCGUUUGAGGUUAUUAGCUGCACAGUUAAUGCUCAAGCUCUGCACUACUCCAAUUUUUGACGAAAUCCUAGCUCCUGCUCAGUUCGACCGUUUAUCUUUCGUAGCACAAGACGAACAUCCCAAUGUCCGAAAAGCUUUUAUUGAAAAACUCCAAAAGUAUUUGGUCAAGGAUAAGCUUCCAGAUCGGUUUUACACCAUCAUUUUCUUGACUGCUUUCGAACCCGAAAUAAAUUUCAAGAACUCAAUCAUCACAUGGAUUCGUUCUCGUGCUAAAGUCUUCGUUGACUCCAAGACUAUGGUAUUGGAGAAAACUCUGCCACGACUUUUAUCGUUAUUAGCCCAUCACCCUGAUUAUAGCACUGAUCCUGCCGAGCUUAUUGAUCAUGCUCGUUAUAUACUAUACUAUGUGUCUUCUGUUGCCUCGGAAGAUAACUUGGGUCUUAUUUACAAAUAUGCUCAAAGUGUCAAGCAAGCUCGAGAUGCUAUCAACCCAGCUGAAUCUGAAAAUCUUUACGUUUUAAGUGAUCUCACACAAGCUGUGAUUCAGAAAUGGGAAGCCAAGAAGGGUUGGACUAUGCAAUCCUAUCCAGCUAAAGUUAGAGUUCCAGCCAAGUUGUUCGGUGCUCUUCAGUCUCAUAGUAUCGCGCAAGAGAUUGCGGAAAAGAAUUACAUACCCGAGGAAUUGGAUGAAGAAUUAGACAAGUUGGUCAGAAAUGCGGAUAAGAAGAAGUCACAAAAACGGAAAUCUAUCGAUGAUUCAUCUCUCCCCAAUGCUAAGAAACAGAAAUCUGAAGGGAGACCUAGAUCCACAGCUUCCAAGAAAGAGAGAGUCGUCAAGACUCCCAAACCAAAGAAGAUUAAAGAGCCAAGAACGCCAGCAAUCAGCAGUGCAGAGAGAAGGAAGAGUGGAAGAGGCGUUGCAAGUGCGAAAAAGAGUUAUAUUGAUAGGGAUGAUAGCGAGGAUGAAGAUGAAAUGUUGGAAGGUGUUAGUAAAUGGGACUAUUUUGAUGAAGAUGGUAAUAGGGUGGAGCCUGAGGAAGAAGAUGAAGAAAGUGAUGCUGAACUGGAAGAAGAUGCCGGCGAUAUCGAGGAGGAAGAAGAGCCAGUACCUAAAUCAACAGGAAAGGGCAGGGGAAAACCCAAGGCAAAGACACCUCAGAAGUCAACUCGCCUUGUCGAAGAAGAUGCAGAACAAUCAGACGUCGCUAUGGAAGAUGAAGUCGAACCACAAGCAGAAUCCGAAGCAGAACCAACAUCGCCACAACCCAAACGUGGAUCAAGAACAGCAUCGGCGAAAAAGAAGCAAUCGCCUAGGGUGGCCCCGAGGGCUGCAUCUAGCGUCACGUCCCCAGCUCCUGCAAGUGAGGAUGAGGCUGAGGUUGAAGUCAAUGUUGAGGUAGAAGAACAAGAGGAUGUUGAUAUGGAAGGAGAGCCUGUAUCUUCGCCUCCGAAACGCGCCUCUAGAUCAACCAAAGCAACACCUAAGACUAAGAAAUCGAAUGGCAAGAAAGUCGCACCGCGGGAAGAAGAGGUCGAGGAGGAGGCCCAACCAGAUAAAAAUAAUGAAGUGGAAGCUGAAGCUGAAGCGGCAGUACCUACUCCUUCUCCUAAACCCGCCAAGUUGAAUGCCAAGAAUUCUAGAGCGACUGGAAGGGGAAGAAGUGGUAGGAGAGGUGCGAAAGCUGCAAGUCCGGAGCCAGAAGUUGAAGCUGAAGUCGAAGUCGAAGAAGAAGAAGAAGAAUCUCCUACUGCUGAUGCGGAUGUAGAAAAUGAAGAAGAGGAUGUAGAAAUGGCUGAGCCUGAAGUACAAGCUGAAACCGAAGAAGAAGUCGAAGAACCUGAACCAAAAGCUAACGGCAAGAAAACUCGCGGUGGUAAGAAAACUAAGUUGCCUGUUCAAGUGAAGGAGAAGACCGAGAGACAGGUGUUGAAAUCGACGAGGAAUACUAGAGGGAGGGUUCAGGAAGUUGCAGAGGAAGAGGUUGUUGAGGAGGAUGUAGAGGAAGAAGCAACGGAGGAGGUAGAAGAGGAGGUCGAGGCGCCAGAGGUGAAGGAGAGCGCGAAGGGCGGCAAGGGACGGAAAACCAAGGAUGUAGUUGGGAGGGGGAGGAACACGAGGGGAAGAGCUAAGUGA
This is a messenger RNA of Botrytis fragariae, 5178 nucleotides long. Its product is annotated as putative pds5 spo76 protein. Gene Ontology annotation, biological process: DNA repair; mitotic sister chromatid cohesion. The transcript has 3 exons. Bases 1 to 5178 code for a protein of 1725 amino acids. Gene Ontology annotation, cellular component: nucleus; chromatin. The record is from RefSeq and is a predicted model, not a curated record. Lineage: Eukaryota; Fungi; Ascomycota; Leotiomycetes; Helotiales; Sclerotiniaceae.